UUAAUGCGUGCAAUUUCAGAAAAAGAAAAGAAAAAUAAAAAUGGGUAUGAACUUUAUCUUAUCAGACUCAAUUAUCAUCAAAACUCUCAACAAUUCACUGUGUUGUCUUCUCUUAUCUUUGAUAUGAAUACUCUUUCUUCCUUCGCGUCGACGCUCCAUGGUGGGUGCGUUCCCUUUCCCCGUUCAGCGUCGCCGUUGACAUCUGUGAAAUCUUCAGCUUUCUCCAAAUGUCAUCGCAUUUGGGUCACCAAAGCUUCCAUUGCCGUUGAGCAACAAACUAAGGUUGCUCUCAUCAGAAUUGGCACCAGAGGAAGUCCACUAGCUCUAGCACAGGCAUAUGAGACCAGGGACAAACUCAUGGCAUCCCACCCAGAGCUAGCUGAAGAGGGGGCUAUUCAGAUUGUGAUAAUAAAAACAACUGGUGACAAAAUCCUCACUCAACCACUUGCAGACAUAGGUGGAAAGGGCUUGUUCACCAAAGAAAUAGACGAAGCACUUUUAAACAGUGAAAUUGACAUUGCUGUCCAUUCAAUGAAGGAUGUUCCUACUUACUUACCUGAUAAAACAAUUCUUCCGUGCAACCUUCCGCGAGAGGAUGUCAGAGAUGCAUUUAUAUCCUUGAGUGCAACUUCACUAGCUGAUCUUCCCACUGGGAGUGUUGUUGGUACUGCUUCUCUAAGACGGAAGUCACAGAUACUCCACAGAUAUCCAUCUCUAAAUGUGCAGGAAAAUUUCCGUGGCAAUGUCCAAACAAGGUUGAGAAAACUCAAUGAAGGGGUUGUUCAAGCUACACUAUUAGCAUUAGCUGGACUAAAACGCUUAAACAUGACAGAAAAUGUGACAUCAAUCCUAUCAAUUGAUGAUAUGCUUCCAGCUGUAGCCCAAGGUGCCAUUGGAAUAGCCUGUAGAAGCAAUGAUGAUAAAAUGGCAGAAUACCUUGCUUCACUGAAUCAUGAAGAAACAAGACUGGCAGUUGUCUGCGAAAGGGCCUUCCUUGAGACUUUGGAUGGAUCUUGCCGCACUCCAAUUGCAGGGUAUGCUUGCAGAAAUGAGGACGGGAAUUGCUUGUUCAGAGGAUUAGUUGCUUCCCCUGAUGGAACCCGCGUGCUAGAGACAUCCAGGGUUGGUCCAUAUGCAGUUGAAGAUAUGAUUGAGAUGGGUAAGGAUGCUGGCAAGGAGCUUCUUUCUCGGGCUGGACCUAACUUCUUUAGUAGCUAGCAGCAGAUUGAAGUGCAAUGCUUCCCACAUUAGUUCAUUCUUUGACCUGCUGUAACUUCAGAGUAGAUCAAAUGUACAAUUGAGUUUGGGAAAGUGGACCUCUCAUUAUGGUCAAACUGUUGUAUUCUGAGGAUAUUAGAAUGCCAAUUUUUUAGGUAGUUUGUUGAGAGUUCAUGCUAAAAACACCUGGGUGUUUCCCAAAUUUUCUUAUAUUUAUGUUACCUUAUUAUUAUUGCAUGAGUAAUAUUUACAUCCCCCUUUUAAAAUGGUUAAUACAAAGUGAAUAUAUUUUCUGAG
Abrus precatorius (Indian licorice) is the source of this 1515-nucleotide messenger RNA. Its product is annotated as porphobilinogen deaminase, chloroplastic-like. Gene Ontology annotation, molecular function: hydroxymethylbilane synthase activity. Gene Ontology annotation, cellular component: cytoplasm. Bases 4 to 1218 code for a protein of 404 amino acids. The record is from RefSeq and is a predicted model, not a curated record. NCBI's taxonomy places the organism in Eukaryota, Viridiplantae, Streptophyta, Magnoliopsida, Fabales, Fabaceae. The transcript has 5 exons. Gene Ontology annotation, biological process: heme biosynthetic process.